AUGAACUUCGACUCUGAGGUGGCGCUGGUUGAGGAGGAGCUUGGUGAUUUGCACAUACAACGCGUUGCUGCGAUGUUGUUAAGCCCGUCGCCGAGGGAUUGCCAACUCGUUCACGAGAUACAUCGAGAAACCCAAUCAGCUUUUGAUCGAAUCCAUUCGAGAAGCCUUUCCGUUGAUCGAAAAGCGAAGAAACACGCUAAAACUCUGGAUCCAGAAAGCAGUAAAGCACCCCCAUCAACUGCUCGAAUCUCACCGAAAAACUCAUUCAAACAAAAAACGUUUAAACUUCCGCAAAAGCCCGUUCUUUUACGCGAUCCCGUAAACCCGGCAAGACGACCGUUGAAAGCC
Mesorhabditis belari is the source of this 348-nucleotide messenger RNA. Lineage: Eukaryota; Metazoa; Nematoda; Chromadorea; Rhabditida; Rhabditidae. The record is from the annotation of a GenBank genome assembly.